Messenger RNA from Stylonychia lemnae, 690 nucleotides. Lineage: Eukaryota; Ciliophora; Spirotrichea; Sporadotrichida; Oxytrichidae. The record is from the annotation of a GenBank genome assembly.
AUGACCUGUCUCAAGGAUAGAUUGAAUAUAACUGGAAAAAAUAGAGAAUAAAAUGAAAGCAAGUUUAUCUCUAAUAGCUGUAGACAUGAAUUUACCACUCUAUUAACUUUCUAAAACAUUUACGAUAGAUUACUGAAUAAGCACAAACAUGGUUUGUCACCAAAGAUAUCGCUAAGAAACUAUCCGGGAAUCACAUCCGUAAAAGCAAAUGAAUGGCCUGAAAGAUUAAACAAUAUCAAUGAUUUCAAAUAAGCUUACCAAACAAUUAAUAAAAUCAUUCAUAAAAAGAAAGGAUAGAUAAUGGCCAGACUUGAAGCCCACAACAUAUUGGAAACAAUUUAUAAAGUCAAAGAAUUUUAUGAAGAAAAGUUUGCAAAGUUAUAUUAUCCCCUCCGAUUAAAAACAAAGGACUAAAAAAUUAUAUGGCCCAACCUGAAAUAGGGUUUGUAUUUUGGAAAAUAAUCAAAAAGAUCCCCAAAAUUUUUCUCAAUAUCUUUAGGAGUAUUUCCUCAGACAAAGCCCAAGUACCAGAUAAAAUAUGAUAUUAUAGAUGGCUAAAACGAUAUGACAAUGCUAUGCCCAUUUCUUGGCUCGAAGACUGGGCUAACGGUAAGGAAAACUCCCGCCAUGGGUUAAUAUCACCAACUAUAUGGUACAAUCGAGAGACUGAUUCAGCAAUCCCAAAGUUGA